UGGCGCGGCCGCGGAGGGGCCUGGAGCACAGCAGCAGGUCCAGGAGUGGGAGCGGCGGCGGUGGCUGGAGGUGGUGGCGGCGCGCUGGAGGCGGCCAUGGCAAAGCAGUACGACUCAGUGGAGUGCCCCUUUUGUGAUGAGGUGUCCAAAUAUGAGAAGCUCGCCAAAAUCGGCCAAGGCACCUUUGGGGAGGUGUUUAAGGCCAAGCAUCGCAAGACCGGCCAGAAGGUGGCCCUGAAGAAGGUGCUGAUGGAGAACGAGAAGGAGGGGUUUCCCAUCACAGCCCUACGGGAAAUCAAGAUUCUCCAACUUCUGAAACAUGAGAAUGUGGUCAACUUGAUUGAGAUCUGUCGAACCAAAGCAUCUCCCUAUAACCGUUGCAAGGGCAGUAUAUACCUUGUGUUUGACUUCUGCGAGCAUGACCUUGCUGGGCUGCUGAGUAAUGUCUUAGUCAAGUUCACACUGUCUGAGAUCAAGAAGGUCAUGCAGAUGCUGCUCAAUGGCCUGUACUACAUCCACAGAAACAAGAUCCUGCACAGGGACAUGAAAGCAGCUAAUGUGCUCAUCACCCGUGAUGGGGUCCUGAAGCUGGCAGAUUUUGGGCUGGCCCGGGCCUUCAGCCUGGCCAAGAACAGCCAGCCCAACCGCUACACCAACCGUGUGGUGACGCUCUGGUACCGGCCCCCGGAGCUGUUGCUCGGGGAGCGGGACUACGGCCCCCCCAUUGACCUGUGGGGCGCUGGGUGCAUCAUGGCAGAGAUGUGGACCCGCAGCCCUAUCAUGCAGGGCAACACCGAGCAGCACCAGCUUGCCCUCAUCAGCCAGCUCUGUGGCUCCAUCACCCCUGAGGUGUGGCCAAAUGUGGACAAGUACGAGCUAUUUGAGAAGCUGGACCUGCCCAAGGGCCAGAAGCGGAAGGUGAAGGACAGGCUUAAGGCCUACGUGCGCGACCCUUACGCACUGGACCUCAUUGACAAGUUGCUGGUGCUGGAUCCCGCACAGCGCAUCGACAGCGAUGAUGCCCUCAACCACGACUUCUUCUGGUCCGACCCCAUGCCCUCAGACCUCAAAGGCAUGCUGUCCACACACCUGACGUCCAUGUUCGAGUACCUGGCGCCACCACGCCGAAAGGGCAGCCAGAUAACCCAGCAGUCCACCAACCAGAGCCGCAAUCCUGCCACUACCAACCAGACGGAGUUCGAGCGCGUCUUCUGAGGGCCAGCUGCAGCUGGUUUCCAUUAGGGCUGUUUUAUUUUGCCUUCUGCUAUAUGACUUGCAUUGUGGAGAUGACGGGGCGUCUGAGGUUUUGGUCCACAUUUUAAUUUCUACUCCGGGCACAACCAGCUGAGUAGACAGGUGGAGGUUGGCUGAGGGUACUGGGGCUGCCUCACCCCUUCUCUGAUUUUCUGCAUGGCACACAGAGGGUCUCCGUUUCCCUUAGGACGGGACAGGACAAAGGACGGGAGGAAAGACUCACCCCCCCGCCAGUGACUUUCUAAGAGUUCCUAGCAUGAUGGGAGGAGAGGAUAAGUCCUUCACCCAUCCUGACCCUCCUCGUGGGAUGAGAAACUAGUACAGGGAACAGAGUCAGCCUCAGGAAUGGGCUGCUCUUGGCCUGACGCUCAGAAACACUGGGGCUGGUGAAAACUUUUGGUUUCUUCAGUAGAAGAAUUUUAUCGUGUUUCUUUUGUUCAGUUGUUUGGAGACGUUCCUAGACACAGAUUGGUCAGUUACAAUUAAAAGUUGACUUUUUUCUUUUUUCCAGA
Molecule: messenger RNA, 1766 nt
Organism: Loxodonta africana (African savanna elephant)
Lineage: Eukaryota; Metazoa; Chordata; Mammalia; Proboscidea; Elephantidae
Gene: CDK9
Product: cyclin dependent kinase 9
Exons: 7
Coding region: 97-1215 (372 amino acids)
Biological process (GO): positive regulation of transcription elongation by RNA polymerase II; protein phosphorylation
Cellular component (GO): cyclin/CDK positive transcription elongation factor complex; nucleus
Molecular function (GO): RNA polymerase II CTD heptapeptide repeat kinase activity; ATP binding; cyclin binding
Source: RefSeq, a predicted model, not a curated record